AUGCUCUCACGUGUUGCUGCAGUGAAGGCACCCCGCACACACAACCGUCGCGGCGUGACCGGAUCCAGCGGAAGGAGGAGGGAAGGAGGAGAGAGUGAGCAGCAGAGGCCCAACAUGUCCCGGCGUGUGUCUACUUCGGCGGUGCUGCUCCUCCUCCUUGUCGUGAUGAUGUGCUGCGGUGUCCGUGAAGCUGCGUCCGGUGAUGGAAGUAGCGGGGAAGGGAAGGCCGUUGAUCCUUUUCAGGGAACGAAACCGGCGCCCUAUAAAUGGCAAGAAAUGACUGGAUCUGAGGCGGCAGCCGGCUCGCUUCGUGUUCCCAGCCUUGCUGAGGUGGCCGGCGGUGUGUUUGCCGUUGCUGAAGCUCAGUGCAGUGAAAGGGACGGAGCCUGCGGCCAUGCUGCGAUUGCAUCAACGCACAUUGAGACGGGCGGUGGUGGCUCAAAGGCGAUCUCGGCGAUGGAUGCAGGCGUUUCUCUCGUAGAACUUGUGGAUGCCGCCAGUGGUACGACCAGGGCACAAGAAAAGAUGCAGCCAACGACAAUUGUGAGCGGCGACAGUAUCUACAUGGCCCUUGGGGACUACGAGAAGGAGACGUCUGGGGGUCGGGCUGCCGAUGCAGAUGGCUGGAGGCUUUUACUGACGAGGGGAACUCUCACUGAGGAUGGUGGGCAGAAGAAAAUCAUGUGGGGUGAUAUCCGUGCAGUGGACCCUGUGGCCAUCGGGCUUACUCAAUUCCUGAAGAGGGUGAUUGGUGGCGGAGGAUCGGGUGUUGUGACGAAGAACGGUUACCUUGUGCUUCCCAUGCAGGCAGUAGAAAAGGAUGGAAGGAGUGUUGUACUGUCCAUGCGUUUCAACAUGCGUAUAGAAGCAUGGGAGCUCUCGUCCGGUACGACAGGUAGUAACUGCAAGGAGCCAUCCAUCGCGAAUUUGGAAGGAAAUCUAAUUUUAAUUACUUCUUGCGCUGCCGGCUACUACGAAGUAUUCAGGUCCAUUGACUCUGGGAUACGUUGGGAAAUGAGUGGUAGGCCAAUUAGUCGCGUGUGGGGCAACUCGUAUGAUCGAAAAGGGUAUGGCGUUCGCUGUGGCCUCACCACCGUAACCAUUGAGGGAAGGGAAGUGCUGCUUGUUACCACGCCGGUGUAUUUGGAGGAGAAAAAAGGUAGGGGUCGGCUUUAUCUUUGGGUGACGGACGGUGCACGUGUGCAUGAUGCUGGGCCGAUAUCCGAUGCAGCUGAUGACGCUGCUGCCAGUUCCCUGUUGUAUAGCAGUGGGGGCGAUCUGAUUUCGCUGUACGAGAAUAAGAGUGAGGGGUCAUACGGUCUUGUUGCUGUGCACGUGACUACGGAGCUGGAGCGGAUAAAGACUGUGGUGAAGAGGUGGCAGGAGUUGGAUGAAGCCCUAAGAACGUGCAGACCCACUGCCACUAUCGACCCGGUGAGAAGGGGCAUGUGUAUUCGUCCCAUUCUUACUGACGGGCUUGUUGGCUAUUUGUCUGGUCUGUCAACUGGGAGUGAGUGGAUGGACGAGUACCUCUGCGUGAACGC
Messenger RNA from Trypanosoma cruzi, 1544 nucleotides. RefSeq names its product trans-sialidase, putative. Gene Ontology annotation, molecular function: exo-alpha-sialidase activity. The record is from RefSeq and is a predicted model, not a curated record. The annotation marks the transcript as partial. Lineage: Eukaryota; Euglenozoa; Kinetoplastea; Trypanosomatida; Trypanosomatidae. The transcript has a single exon.